GCUGUGAAUGGAUAAUGGCCACUUUAAAACAUCACGUCUUUAGUGGUAUUCUCCGGGAGGUGACCAUACGUGAGAGAUGUUUAUUUUGUACAUCAACCAUCUGUGAUAACGAAAAAAAAAACAAAUAGUUAAGGUAAAGUAGAUACUUCUGGCGCUGCUUUUAUAGUAACAAAGAUGACUUUUGUCAACAAUUAAAACUAUAUUGAUACUUUCAGGCUAACAAAUACGACUUUGUCAAGAUAAUGUAAGGCAUGGUGAUACUUUCAAGUAACAAAGACGACUUUGUCAAGAUAAUGGAUAGUUAUUGAUAUUAUUAGUGUAACAAAGACGACUUUAUAGUAUUGUAUAUUAUACUAUAUUGAUACUUUUAGCGCAACAAUGCCGACUUUAACACUAAAAUGAGUCCGAGAUGAGAAAGUAACUUCCGCCUGCCCUGCAGCGUGCGAAUAAAUGAGAUGUAUCGACCUACUGAGUGUGAUACAUUUGUUGAUAAUAAGUUUCAAUAAUUUAACUACUACUCUUACUUUGUAUCAAAGCCAUAAGUAGAAGAGUUUAUGUGGGACGUCCUUAAGGAGGCGGAGGGAUACGGAGCCCAGGGGCGAUGACGUAAUUGGUUGCUAGGUGAAAGUGACCUGAUGCUCUCGCACCGCGAUGCUGUUGUUCAGUUUACUACUCGACCGCCACGCUGUGACAACAACUCUUCUGUCCUUAGCUGUCCAGAGCUGACACUAUGGCCUUUUGAUUUCUACUACAAGCCGCACUUUCUACUACAAGUCGUGCUUUGCUUUGGCAACGCACCCCCUCUAAGCUCUCUACUAUUUCUCUGCAAGAAUGGAGUGUCACGAUGCCCACCCAGCCCUGCUCUCUGUGGCCCAGCUGUCUGACCCUUCCUGCUCUCAGCAUAUGCUCCGACUUGGACUGAACCAAAGCGCCGACGGACAGAAUGACGAUGGCGACGCCAGCUGCUGUUUGGAAGACUUUUCGUGGGUGCCCGGCAGACCCCCUUGCUCUCUCUCACCCACAGGCUAACCGCAGCCAAUCACAGGGGUGCAGGGGGGAGGUGUCAGAGGGGAGUCAGCACUUAAUUGGUGAUGGUCUCACUGACUGGAUGACGGAAGAAGUGGACUUCUCCUCGUACCUCCCAAACCCUCCCUCCCCUCCUUCCUCUACCAAUGCCUCCCUUCCCCCAUCACCCCUUCACAAUGAUAUCCAGGUGCCCUCUGACUUGGAGGUAAUGACCUCUCUGCUGCAAGAGGAGCUAGCCCAACUGGAAGACUACUUCCUAUCAGAGCCACUGCCAGAGAAGGGUCAAAGGCUGGGAAAAUGCGAAAGGGGUCCGCAGCUGACGGGUCCUCAGCAGUUCACUCAGAUGCCGUACACGUCAUACGCCACACCCAACCAGUCGGAAUCCAGUCCAUUUCUUCUCACCCUGGCAACCGGAGAACUGGACUUGCUGGGCGUGUGUGGCGGCCCCGUUGGACGAUCCAAAAUUCCCAGGCACACCCCGUACAGCUGCGGUCGCCCCAGUGCAUGCGUUAGGAAAAGAAUCCCAGAUAGUGUGAGAUUCAGUGAAGGUUAUGACAGCUGUUUAAGUUCCAAAGGAAGCAACUCAGGUAAUUCGGUAUUCAAUUAUUGCUGCGUGGAAGAGGAGCAGCUGGUUGGAAAAGGCUACUGUCUGGGCAGUGCAGUCGAGCUCAGGAAAUGUGCCGUGCUUGCAAAAGAAGAUAAAACCUGCUGCUUCAGUCACAAUGGCACUGGGGAAGCAAAAGUUGCUGGCAGUGGAUUUGGUUUCGGCGCAUCGCUUGAUGACCCGCCAAAGAAAGAAGACCUGUUGAUGUAUAGCAUGAGAGAGGUGAGCGGCGGCACAAGUAACAGCGAGGUGCUGACCAGCAUUAAAACUGGUGUGGAGGUGACAAAAGCGACAGUUACUUGGAAAGCCCAGAGCAGUGAAGGCUGUUAUCUUUCGGGAACACCCCAGGCUGAGGCCUAUCAUAGCUUCUUCACUGAGCAGGUCAAAGCGGAGAGUCUGCAGAUAGGGCAGCAUGACUUGCACUGUAAUUUUCUGGAGGAUCCAGGUCCAGAAUGUCUUUUGAUGGCCAGGGACAGUCUGAACUUGGAGUCUUGCAGGUUGAAGGAAGACCACUGUGCUGUGAAAUACGAACUGGACAUCAUUCCCGCAGAAGGCGGAGAGCGCAAACAGAAGAAGAGAGAUCAGAACAAAACAGCCGCUCACAGGUAUCGCCAAAGAAAGAGGGCGGAGCUCGAUUCUUUGGAGGAACAGCUGCAUUGCCUGGAAGGGAGGAACCGUGAGCUGCGGGAUAAGGCAGAAUCCGUCGAGCGUGAAAUCCAGUACGUCAAAGACCUCCUGAUCGAAGUUUACAAAGCCAGAAGCCAAAGGCUCACGCAGGACACCACAGCGUAACUCCAAAUUCCCACCAAGAAGGCAGGGAAGUUAUUAUGUUGACUGUCCAGAAUUGAAUGUUUUUGUUUUUUAUAAUGCAUGCUUUUGGUAAUGUGAUUUUUUUUCUUUUCUUUCUGUAUUCCAAUUCAUCACAAAAUCGAAUGCUUCCGUAGCUUUCCCACACCUCUGGAGGCUGGUAAUGACAAUCGCUUUAACACUGUGUGAAUCUACUAAUUGUACUUUAUUUUUACAAAUAUUUGACUGAUUCUGCAGGUUUAAUAUUUUGCUGGGCUUACAUUACAACUGAUGUCUCAAAAUUGUUGUAUGUAAAAAAAAAAAAAUGUUGUCAACAUACAUUUCUAUUCACCUCUAUUUUAAAACAGAAUUGAUUUUUGGAAUAUUUAUUGUCUAUACAGAAAAGAACCACUUCAGGACUAUAUCUUAUACAUGUAGCCUACUAUUUUUUUCCUUUCCGUUGACAUCAAUGCAUAUUUUGACUUGAUUUUGUAUUCAUUCAAACGAUAUUGCUGUGGAAGUUAGAGGGCAUUGAUGGCUUCAUGUUAAAUGCAGCACUACUGAAUGAGACUGUAAUGUGAUGAGCAGGUGUUUUGUUCUUCCUUUUCAUAUCUGCUCUUACAUUUUGUUUGAGUCUCCUCAUUUUAGUUCUUCUAAAAUUCCUCUAGCCUGCUGUGCUUGCUGUAAAGUGAAGACAUGUGACUACAUUUGAUGAAAAAAUGUAAAUGUCAGUCUAUUCUGCUCAGGAUAAUUUGCCCUUCAAUCAACCAUCAUUAGAAAAAAAUACGUCCUCCAUAAUAUGUGGAAAACAGUCCACUUUUUUUCGUGAAAUAUAACAGAUUUUCUGCAUGUCUUUAAAACUCUCUGGAAUAGAAAAUGUAGAUUUAGGGAUGAAUCGGCAUCAUUGACUCCUUACUAAUGCAAUAUGUAUUUUAGCCUCAGGCUGAGCUGCACUAAUUUGUACCACCUUUUAUAUUAUAUGUUUAACGAAUAGAGUGUGGUAGUCUUUGCUUUGUAGAGAAUUAACUGAGAAAAGUCUCAUAAGAUUGUUAAAGACGCUGCUGCCUAACUUUCAUCAACGGAAGAAUUCUGGACAUAUUUUCUUUCUAUGCAUUUGUUUUAAGACAAUCUUGAAUCUAGGCGCUGACCAUAUUUAUUCCUAUUCAAAAAUAAUGACAGCAUAUUUCAUCUUAGUGUAUUUGUGUACUGGCGACCUUUUUCUGUUUAAAAUAAACGUGUGGCAUUC
Dunckerocampus dactyliophorus (ringed pipefish) is the source of this 3662-nucleotide messenger RNA. It is a transcript of the gene atf5a, whose product is annotated as activating transcription factor 5a. Bases 944 to 2422 code for a protein of 492 amino acids. The transcript is spliced from 4 exons. Gene Ontology annotation, molecular function: DNA-binding transcription activator activity, RNA polymerase II-specific; RNA polymerase II transcription regulatory region sequence-specific DNA binding. Gene Ontology annotation, biological process: regulation of transcription by RNA polymerase II. NCBI's taxonomy places the organism in Eukaryota, Metazoa, Chordata, Actinopteri, Syngnathiformes, Syngnathidae. The record is from RefSeq and is a predicted model, not a curated record. Gene Ontology annotation, cellular component: nucleus.